AUGGGGUCCCGCAGGGCCGUGAGCCGUGGCUGGGCCUUGGGGGGCCGUGCUGAGACCGGGGCAGGGGGCGACGGCGAGGAGGACGGGCCUGUGUGGACCCCGGGCCCCGCCAGCCGCAGCUACCUGCUCAGCGUGCGCCCUGAAACCAGCUUAUCAAGCAGCCGGCUGUGCCACCCCAGCGCUGGAAGGAGCACCUUCUGCUCCGUCAUCGCGCAGCUCACCGAGGAGACGCAGCCGCUCUUCGAGACCACACUCAAGUCGCGCGCGGUGUCCGCCGACAGCGACGUCAGGUUCACCUGCAUCGUCACAGGAUACCCCGAGCCGGAGGUGACAUGGUACAAGGAUGACCAGGAGCUGGACCGUUACUGCGGCCUGCCCAAGUACCAGAUCACCCACCAGGGCAAGCGCCACACGCUGCAGCUGUUCAGGUGUCAAGAAGACGACGCGGCCAUCUACCAGGCCUCGGCCCGGAACUCCAAGGGCAUCGUGUCGUGCUCAGGGGUCUUGGAGGUGGGCACCAUGACCGAGUACAAGAUCCACCAGCGUUGGUUCGCCAGGCUGAAGCGCAAGGCUGCGGCCAAGAUGCGGGAGAUGGGGCAGAGCUGGAGGCAGGGCCCGGAGGCCGCGGCCGAGGCCGAGGCACUGCGCAAGCUCAGCCCCGACCGCUUCCAGCGCAAGCGGAGACUAAGCGGGGGCCAGGCGCCCGUGCCCCCCGCCCCGGCGCGGGAGGCCGAGGAGGAGACCCCGGUGGCCUGGCAGGAAGGGGAGGCCCAGUCCGCCCAGCACGCAGGCUUGGGCCUCCUCAACAGUUUCGCUCCCGGAGAGGCGCCCACCAACGGGGAGCCGGCCCCCGAGAACGGGGAGGACGGGGAGCAAGGCUUGCUAACCUACCUCUGUGAAGCCAUGGAGCUGAGACCGCACAGAGCCCCCCAGAAGGAGUCCGGGGCCAAGAAGAAAAGGAAAGACGAGGAGCCGAAGCCCAGCCCGAGGAGGGCCGAGCCGGACAGGGCGGCCCCCGGCCAGCGCCCGGCCGAGCACCGCGGCUCCGAGAGGCCCGGCUCCCGCGGGGGCCCGGGGCCGGGGGCCACGCAGCAGGCCCAGGCCCCGCCUGGGGCGCACGGGGCUGCGGGAGCCCACCGCACGGGCACCGGGCAGCCGUCCCCGCCCGCGGCCACUCAGGAUGAGACCCAGGACGCCCCGGCUCCCAGCCCAGGCCCCAGCCGGGAGCCUGAGCUGUAUUUCUCCCUGAAGGACAUGUACAUGGAGAGCACCCAGGGCCACAGGCCGCAGGAAGCACCGGGGUCCCCACCCCCAGGGGCGCUGGCACCCGGACAGAGCCCCCCGGGGAAGGAAGACGCCCAGGCUAGAGGCAAGGGGGCGCCCGCUGUGCCCAGCCCCCCCACAGCCUCCCUCACGCCGCCACCGCCCCGGCCUUUCAACAGGAAGAGAUUCGCCCCUCCGAAGCCCAAAGGGGAGCCCGUGGCCACGGCUCCCCCCAACACGGCCACGGAGCCCGGGGCCUCGGGGACAGCCCCGCCUCCAGCCUCCGGCCAGGUGCCCACGCCCCCUGCCCGGCGGAGGCACGGCGCCCGGGGCAGCCCGGGGCAGGGCCGCAGGACCGCGGGAGAGGUCCCGGAGUCCCAGGCUGCCAGGUCUCCUCGCGUGCCUGCCAGCGGCGUGCCCUCUGCCGCUGCACAGCAGGGUAGCACGGACCCCAUGGAUACCGACGCGGCCCUGGCCCCCGGAGGCCGGGGAGGGGCACAGGCCCCACGGAGCCAGGUGGACAGCGUGCCAGCCACCGCCCAGAGCACGCAGACAGGCCGGAAGACGCGGGACGGUGAGAGGCAGCCGGCACCCGGGAGUGGCCGCGAGGACGUGGAGACGCAGCAGGGACAGACCCCGCAGGAGGAUGCGGGGCACACGAGGGCGCAGGGCGAGAAGGCGACCGGCCUCAGCCCGCCGCCCGGGACCCCCGGACCCCCGCGCUCCCAGGCACCCAGCGCACGGCUGGCAGAGUCCGUGCUGACCCCUGAAGUGUGUCGUGACCCCGAGAAACCUGGUCCUGCGCUCAGAUCCGAGGAGCCCCUAGUCACAGCCUCCAGAAACCACGGGCACACCGCCCAGGGUCCCCCACCCGGGAGCCCCGGGCGCCCAGCUCAGGAGGGGAGCCUGGAGUGGGCAGGUGCAGGGGAGGCCAGCCCAGAGGAUGGUGGGUCCCAGCGCCCCAAGGAGCUGCCAAGGGGGCAUGCAAGCCAGGUCCUGCUCACCGCGCCUGCACGGCCCUCACAGGAAGAGCCCCACGGUACCCCAGCGUCUCCACACGGGGCCCCCGAUGCCCUCCUGCCCUCUGAGCACCAGGCCCUGCCCAGCUCUGCCCCCACACUGCACCUGGGCCCAGGGCCCCCCGCCCAGAGCCCCCUCGGGGGGCCCUCAGCUGCCAGCCAUGGGGGGGCCUGCGCCAGGGAGACAGAGGUGGAAGGGGGGCCCCCGGGAGCCCGGGGCUGUGACCCCGGCCUCAUAGACUCCCUGAAGAACUACCUGCUUCUGCUGCUGAAGCUGUCCAGCGCGGAGCCCGGCGGGCCGGGGGCUCCGGUGCCCGCUGUGGCCGGGCUGAGUCCCUGCACGUCGAGGCGCAUUCUGGAGCGCGUGGAGAAUGAGCACCUGGUGCAGAGCGCGCAGACGCUGCUGCUGAGCCCUGCCACCUCCCGCCGCCUCACCGGCCUCCUGGACCACGAGGUGCAGGCCGGACGCCAGGCCCUGGCUGCCGCCCAGCGCCCCGGCCCCGGCCCCAGCCCCGCCACCAUCCCUGCCAUCGUGGUGGGUGAGGAUGAAGAUGCCCUCGAGGGGCCCAGCCCCCCCAAGUCUUCCCAGGAGCAAGGCCUGAGCGGGCCGGCCCCGGAGAACAGCAUCCCGGAGAACAGCACCCAGAACAGCACCUCAGAUGACAGCAUCCCAGAGAACAGCCCCCCGGAGCCCUGCCAGGAUGAGGGGGUCCCAAGAGGGGAUCCCAUGGGCCUCCCCGCAGCCACACCCGAGGAGCUGGCCCUGGGGGCGCGGAAGAAGAGGUUUCUCCCCAAAGCGAGGGCCGCAGCUGACAGGGAAGCCGCCAAGCCCGAGGACAAGGCCACGAGCCCCACGGUCUCUCCCCGGGGACCCCGGAAGAGCCUGGCACCGGGGUCUCCGGGGACGCCGGGCAGGGACAGGCGCUCCCCCACCCAGGGCAGGAAGGGCAGCAUGCUGGAGGUGCCCCGGCCCGACGAGGAGCCCACGGCGGGAGACCCAGGCCCCGAUCCCAAGGCCAGCGGUCAGGACACAGAGCCAGGGCCGGAGGAAAACAAGGCCAGGAAGGCCAAGGACCUGCUCAAAGCCCCACAGGUGAUCCGCAAGAUCCGCGUGGAGCAGUUCCCGGACGCCUCGGGGAGCCUGAAGCUCUGGUGCCAGUUCUUUAACGUCCUCAGCGACUCGGUGUUGACCUGGGCCAAGGACCAGCGCCCGGUGGGCGAGGUGGGCCGGAGCGCCGGGGACGAGGGCCCCGCGGCCCUGGCCAUCGUGCAGGCGUCGCCCGUGGACUGCGGCCUGUACCGCUGCACGCUCCGCAACGAGCACGGCGCCGCCGCCACCGACUUCUGCCUCAGCCCAGACGUGCUGUCUGGCUUCGUCUCCAGGGAGGAAGCGGAAGUCGGGGAGGAGAUCGAGAUGACGCCCAUGGUGUUCGCCAAGGGCCUGGCGGACUCGGGCUGCUGGGGGGACAAGCUCUUCGGGCGGCUGGUGAGCGAGGAGCCCCGCGGAGCCCGGCCCCGGGGGGACCUCCGCAAGGCCUCCCGCGCCAGGGUCAUCUACGGGCUGGAGCCCAUCUUCGAGUCGGGCCGCACGUGCGUCAUCAAGGUGUCCAGCCUGCUGGUGUUCGGGCCCAGCGGCGAGACGUCGCUCCUGGGCAGAAACUACGACGUCACCAUCCAGGGCUGCAAGAUCCAGAACAUGAGCCGGGAGUACUGCAAAAUCUUCGCAGCGGAGGCCCGGGCCGUCCCCGGCUUCGGCGAGGUGCCCGAGAUCAUCCCGCUGCAUCUGAUCUACCGGCCCGCCAACAACAUCCCCUACGCCACGCUGGAGGAAGACCUGGGCGAGCCCCUGGAGCCCUACUGCUCCCGGGACUGGGGCGCCGGGGCCCCCACAGCCUCCAGCGGCUCUGAGGCCGUGCAGAAAUGCCGGAGCUUCCAGCACUGGCUGUACCAGUGGACGAACGGCAGCUUCCUCGUCACGGACAUGGCAGGGGCGGACUGGAAGAUGACUGAUGUGCAGAUCGCCACCAGACUGCGAGGAUACCAAGGCCUCAAGGAGAGCUGCUUCCCUGCACUGCUGGACCAGUUUGCCUCCUCCCACCAGUGCAACCCCUUCUGCGAGAUGCUGGGGCUGACGCCCCUCAAGGGCCCCGAGGCCGCCCACCCCCCGGCCAAGGCCAAGGGCUCCAAGAGCCCCUCUGCUGGCCGGAAGGGGCCCCAGCUGAGUCCUCAGCCCCAGAAGAAACCCCAGCCCAGCCCGCAGGGCGCCAGGAAGAGCAUGCCGAGCCCCAAGGCCACCCCUCGGGCCUCAGAGGCGGCCGCUGCCCUGGCACCAGGUCACCCCCCAGCCCAAGAGGGGGGCUCGAAGCCCCAGGGCACGCGGUAG
This is a messenger RNA of Dipodomys spectabilis (banner-tailed kangaroo rat), 4665 nucleotides long. It is a transcript of the gene Alpk3, whose product is annotated as alpha kinase 3. Gene Ontology annotation, cellular component: nucleus. The coding region runs from base 1 to 4665 and encodes 1554 amino acids. NCBI's taxonomy places the organism in Eukaryota, Metazoa, Chordata, Mammalia, Rodentia, Heteromyidae. The transcript has 14 exons. Gene Ontology annotation, biological process: protein phosphorylation; cardiac muscle cell development. The record is from RefSeq and is a predicted model, not a curated record. Gene Ontology annotation, molecular function: protein serine/threonine kinase activity; ATP binding.